CUGAACGAGCUAAUGACUGGGAUCAAGUCCAUCGUGUUUUUGACCAUCCUGAACUGUCGGUGGAUAAAAGGAGUUGAGUGAGGUGUUAUCUUAUGCGUACAUAUGCAUAAUACCUUAUUCUAACCAUUAUAACUAACCAUUAUCAUGGUAGUUAUUAUGAAUGGAUCUAAACAUACCAGGAAACAAUAUGGCAGGCUAAAGAGAAACAGUUCAUUCUGUGGGCGUGGAGGCAGAAAUCUAGAACGCCAAAACUACAUGUUCUAAGAGAGACUUCCUUUUUUCUUCUGUUAUGAAGUUUGAUUCAGCAGCAGGAAUAUGGAACUGAGCAGGAUAAUCGGGAUCAAGUGUGUUGUUCUGGCUUUUCUGUGGACUCUUACAAAUGGAGAUACUGAGGUGUCCUGUGUUUUCCAGGAAAGUUGCAUCUUACCCUGCAGUUUCCUGGGUAGCACUGAUGCAGUUAUUAGCUGGAGUCUGCUAAAGGCAAGACAUGUUUCCAUCCUCUCCUACAACUCCAAACAACACCAGCUUACACAACAGGAUGAGCAUUUUAGAGGCCGGGCAUCAUUAUUCAAAGACCAGAUAUCCAACGGAAACGCCUCACUCCAGCUGACAUCAGUGGAGUUUCAAGAUGAAGGCAGAUACAAAUGUGCAACAGGGGGAAACAAUGAUUCAUUUAUCAGCCUAAAAGUGGACGCUCCAGUCCGUGAGGUCAACAUUGAGAAGGCAGAAAACAGGAUCACCUGCAGCUCUGAGGGGAUCUACCCCGAACCUCUGCUCACCUGGUCCACCAGCCGUCAAACCGUCUUCAGGAGCACAACCAUAGUCCAGCAGAGUGGACCGAACGGAGAACUUUAUAACAUUAAGAGUUCUGUCAUAUUCCCUGACACCAAACAUGACUUCACUGAUAUGACCUACACCUGCACUGUCAGCACUCGCAGCAACAACAAAACAGCCAUUUUGUCAAACCGCAACCUGAAAGAAGGCAUCGCUAAAGCCAUGGUGGCAGGCGUCAUCAUGAUUGCGGUAAUCUUAGGCCUGAUACCGAUAUGCUGCAAUAAAUUUAACAGUAAGAUGCACCAGAGCUGCUCAGUGCCAAUGAGUGUGCUGCCUACAGUGGAAACAGGAUCAAUGGAGUUACAGUCCCAUCAGGCUCAGCAGGUUCCUGAUGCUGCAGAAAUAUCAAGUCAACUCGAUUUGGUCCUGACAGAAAAAACUUCAGAGGAACUGAAAACACUGAGCGCUCCUGGUCACGACCAUGAGGGAGAUGAUUUAUUACCAAAGGCAGCGGCAGAACCCACAGAAAUGUGAAUCCUGUAGAAACACGGCCUCAGACAACGUGACCUCUCCAUUUAUUAAAUGAUUUUUAAAUGUAUCUGUUAAAUGUACCUGAGUCAGUAUCAUUAAAUGAUGCUGAUACACUCUGAUGUCUUUUCUGUUCUCCAUCAGUGACACUAAUGCUCACUUUGCACAUGUUGGUGAAGUUCUUUGAUAUUUUGAGGUUGAGAUUACAGCGUAUGGUUCCUCCUCUACCUCAUCUACUCGAUAAAAUGAUACAAAAUAAUUAAGCAGAAAGAAAAUGUCACUCAUUAUAUUUCAUGACACAUAAAUUAUGUGGCACGGUGGUUAGCACUGUUGCCGCACAGCAAGAAGGUCCUGAGUUCAAUUC
Maylandia zebra (zebra mbuna) is the source of this 1666-nucleotide messenger RNA. The record is from RefSeq and is a predicted model, not a curated record. Lineage: Eukaryota; Metazoa; Chordata; Actinopteri; Cichliformes; Cichlidae.